GAAUUGUCAAGUACAAUAAAAGUGAAAAUAACACCAGUUUUUUAGAGUUUAUUGAAAAAUAUGGCAGCGGUACAACAGUGGAGGAAUUCAAGCCAGCAGAACUUGAUCCCGAGGAGCAAUUGUGUUUACUUGUUUCUACAAGCGGUACCACUGGAACACCUAAAUGUGCUGCGAUUACGCAUAAGAACGCUAUGUUCGGUAUCCCUUACAUUUGAAUUGAAAUGGGCGUCCAAAAGUGUAUGUACGAUGCAGUACAUUGGUAUAUGCAGAAACUCGCCUUGCAAAUUGUCGCUAAAUCUGGUAAACCGAGUGACCAGUAUCAUCUCGGGAAAAUGGUAUUGCACUGCCUUAAGGAAGAGCCAGACUUUAUCUUACAGAUAGAUGGCGCUACUGAUGAAAGCGAGACCUGUAAAUCAGCAUUAAAAAGAAGUGUUCAAUGUGCGGGUAGUCUGAGAAAGAUGGGAUUGAACGUCGGCGAUCAUAUAGUACUGAUGGCUCCUAAUCAUUUGGAUAUUUCAAUACCUUUUUACGCCGCUUUAUAUCUAGGACUCGGUAUUGGCUGCGUUGAUGUCGCUUUGACUGUCGGAGAACUUGAAGAUUUGUUUAAAUGUGAAAAGCCAAAAGUUAUAUUCUGUCAAAGCGAGAAAGCAGAGAAUGUUUCGAAUGCGUUAAAAGGAAUAAACUUAGACGCACGUAUAAUAACAUUUAACGAUAGUGGUGAUUAUACCACGUUUGCUAAAUUUAUUGAAGACAGCGAAGAAACUGUUGAGAGUUUUCGUCCGAAUGAGUUCGAUCCAGAAACGACCACAGCAUUUUUAAUAUGCACCAGUGGUACUACAGGAGUGUUCAAAGCUGCGAUCAUCACACACGCCAAUAUGGCGAUUUCAACGCCUUACUGGUGGUUACGAUACAAUACAUUUCCGAAACCAACUCGGAUGACACUGUUGACCUCACCCACGCAGUGGAUAACGGGUGUAAUUCUCAUACUCACCACACCGAUACUGAGGAUCACGAGAUUACAAACUUCACUGCCAGUCACAGUGGAACAUGCUUACCAUCUUAUCAAUACAUAUAAGCCUACAGAUAUCAAAAUGGGGGCGAAUAUGAUGAGUAGCUUGUUGAAGUCUGAACUAAGGGAAAGCUGUGACUUUUCUUGCUUGGAAUUGAUCAUGAUUGGGGGCAGCGCGGUAUCACAGACGUUGAUAGAUGAAAUCAAGACCGUCGUACCUAAUGUGGACGUUUGCAUUGGCUACGGCAUGAGUGAAAUCUCCGGUCUGUCGAUUAUUAACUACAAUUGUGUGCCAGGCGCGUGUGGGCAGCUCCUGAAUUGUAUCCAAGCAAGAUUGGUAAAUGUUGACACACAGGAAGAUAUUAACGAGCCGAAUGUUCCGGGAGAGUUGUGGUUAAAAGGUGCAACACUUUUUAAAGGAUAUUGCGAUAACAAAGCUUUGACAGAAGAAACGAUAUCAGAAGACGGCUGGUUGAAAACAGGAGAUAUUCUGUACAGAGAUGAAAGCUGGAACUUCUAUUUUGUUGAGCGUAUGAAAAUGUUGUUGAAAUACAGAAGUUAUCAGAUAUCCCCAUUGGAGAUAGAGAAUGUAAUACAAAAGCACCCGGGGGUACAUACAGUGGCAGUGACGGGCAUUGACCAUCCAAAUGACGGUGACUUGCCAGUUGCUUGUGUCGUUUUGCACAAAGGUUAUGACGUCACAGAGGAUGACAUCAAAAAAUUAGUUGAAGAAUCAGUAUCAGAUUCGAAGCAGUUGCGCGGCGGAGUUAUGUUUAUGGAGAAAUUGCCCUUAACAAUAUCGUCCAAAAUUAACAGAUCUAAGCUCAAAGAAAUGGUUUCAAAACUUGCUAAAGAAAAACAUUAAUGUUAUUUCUCAAGUUAUUAUAAUCUUAUUUCUUCUUAUUCAAUCUUUCUAAUAUUGUAAA
Messenger RNA from Papilio polytes (common Mormon), 1935 nucleotides. Its product is annotated as luciferin 4-monooxygenase-like. The coding region runs from base 222 to 1874 and encodes 550 amino acids. The record is from RefSeq and is a predicted model, not a curated record. The transcript is spliced from 13 exons. Lineage: Eukaryota; Metazoa; Arthropoda; Insecta; Lepidoptera; Papilionidae. Gene Ontology annotation, biological process: long-chain fatty acid metabolic process; fatty-acyl-CoA biosynthetic process. Gene Ontology annotation, molecular function: long-chain fatty acid-CoA ligase activity.